Molecule: messenger RNA, 1560 nt
Organism: Oncorhynchus keta (chum salmon)
Lineage: Eukaryota; Metazoa; Chordata; Actinopteri; Salmoniformes; Salmonidae
Product: retinaldehyde-binding protein 1-like
Exons: 8
Coding region: 157-1095 (312 amino acids)
Cellular component (GO): membrane
Molecular function (GO): phosphatidylinositol bisphosphate binding
Source: RefSeq, a predicted model, not a curated record
CAAGUUAAUCCAAUCACUCCUCUCUCACUCUGGCAUGCCUUAUCCUCUACCACCCGGUCUCUCUCGCUCAUUUUCUUACUCACUCAAUCCCUGCCUGUGCAGCAACCGGACCUCCAUCCCCAAGUGUCAGUGAAGCUGCUGCAAGACCCUGUGACAAUGGCUGCUACCGGAACGUUCCGUAUGGUGUCGGAGGAGGAGCAGGCCAUGAGGUCCAAGCUGGAGCAUCUGACUGUGAAGGACCACGGGCCUGUGUUUGGACCCUGUCCCAAACUGCCUGUACACACAAUACAGAAGGCGAAGGAUGAACUCAAUGAGACGGAGGAAAGGCGAGUGUCAUCUCUGAAGGAGCUUAGGGCCAUGAUGAAAGAAAAGGCGGGAGAUGGGGAUGACCUGGCUAAGACGGUGCAGGAGCGCUUCGGGGACAAACCCGACUCCCUGCUGCUCCGCUUCAUCAGAGCCCGCAAGUUUGACGUUGCCAGAGCCCACGAGCUCCUGAAGGGUUAUGUGCGCUUUAGGAGGGACUACCCUGAGCUGUUUGAGAACCUAACCCCCGAGGCAGUCCGCAGCACCAUUGAGGCAGGCUACCCUGUGGUCCUUCCCAGCAGGGACAAGUACGGCCGUGUAGUGCUCCUCUUCAACAUCGAAAACUGGGACCUGGAGGAGGUCACCUUCGAUGAGACCCUGCGAGCAUACUGUGUGAUCCUGGAGAAGUUGUUGGAGAAUGAGGAGACCCAGAUCAAUGGUUUUGUGCUGAUUGAGAACUUUAAGGGUUUCACCAUGCAGCAUGCCUCUGGCAUCAAACCCACUGAGCUCAAGAAGAUGGUGGACAUGAUGCAGGACUCGUUCCCGGCCCGUUUCAAGGCAAUCCAUGUGACCCACCAGCCCUGGUACUUCACCACCACUUACAACGUGGUCAAACCAUUCAUGAAGAGCAAGCUGCUGGAGAGGGUCUUUGUUCACGGUGAUGAGUUGGAUGGCUACCUGAAUGAUUUUGACGCUGACAUCCUGCCUGCAGACUUCGACGGGAAAGCCCCCCUCACUGACUGCAAGGCCAUCGCUACCAAACUGUUUGGGUCCGAGGACACAGCGCUCUAACACCUUACGGGUCACAUUAUGAAGCAAGGCUGGAUCAGUGAGGCAGAAUAGGUGGGGGUGAAAUUUCUACCAUGUUGCCUACAAGGGUAUUCAGUUCGAUCAGCUUUUCAAGUGGUUAUCAAGAUGAGUGUGUUGGGUUUUAGGGGGCUAGUGGUUGAUUUGCGACUGGGCAAUAGGAACACAAGCAAGAAAGAAUAGGAAUGUUGAAUAGAGGACAUGGACAGUAAAACAAUAUGAAUAGUUUUUUACAGCACAGAAAAGUGUAGCUCCUCCAUAUACAGAAGUUCACUUUUGAAUGUGCACAGGGAACAAGACGGUCCCUACUGUAUGUAAGAGCACAGAGAAUGGCAUUUGGUGAUGAGAUGACCCAACAGCUUAUUACUGUAGUCUGAGGUGAAUUUGGUGUUCUUUGCCUUAAAGGUUACUUUCACUGUGACUUUACUAGAGGAGCCUAUUGCCUAGCCU